AGAUUUCGCGAUGAAGAUUGCUGGACAGGUUGCUCUAAUAACGGGUGGAUGUGGUGGACUGGGGAAAGCAUUCGCUGAGAUCUUACUUAAGUGUGGAGCGAAGGUUUGUCUCGUUGACUUGAACCUGACGCAAGACUCUCAACAACAAUUGAAUGAAAUGUAUGGAAAAUCAGUUGUCUUUAAACAAUGUGAUGUCACUAAUAGACAAUCUCUAAAAGAUACAUUCGAAUUCACAAAAUGCACAUUUGGACGAUUGGAUAUUGUGGCGAACAACGCUGGAAUCUGCGAUGAGGUCAACUGGGAAAAACAAAUUUCCGUGAAUCUAUCGGCCAUUAUUAGAGGGACCUAUCUUGGGUUGGACUAUAUGAGGAAGGACAACGGCGGAAAUGGAGGGGUCAUAAUCAACAUAGCUUCAAUGACAGGUCUGAUACCAUUAUUCACCAUACCAGUGUACACUGCCACCAAACAUGGCGUCGUGGGAUUCUCUCGGGCGAUAGGGACCGAUGCCAGAUUUUCUGAACAACAAGUCAGGUGUAAUGUAUUAUGUCCAAGUUUCACAUAUACCAAUAUACUCAAAUAUUUCGACAAUGAUGGUGAAUUAAAUGCCGUCUCACGAGCCAUGAUUUCUGCUGCAGAUAUUUUAGAACCCUCCACGGUUGCUAGGGGGUUCCUAAGACUGGUAGAAGAUGACACAUUGAAUGGUGAAGUAAUGAGGGUUACACCACAUAAAGGUAUUGACAUCAAGUUAUACCCACGUGCAGAGACUUUGAGAUUGCCACCAGAGCUGAUCAGCAAACUAUAGACAAACGAGUGAUUACAUUAAACUAGAUGUCACUACAUUCUUGAAAAGUAUUGCCAAACAGGCUGAAACUGUAUGCGAAUGGAUUUGAAGUAUUUUGAACGAUUUACAAUAUCUUAUGAAGUUUAUGGACUUGCUCAUGUGAUCCAUAACUUCUGACCUCAUCCCGCAAUCAGACCGAGUGACAGGUAAUCAAAAGGAUCACGUACAUGUAGUAUAUCGCGAACCAUGUUGGACUGUUUUAUUUUUGACUAGGAGUAUUGUUAGACACAUUCUUCUUUUUACAUUUAAACAAUAUGUUAUCAUCAACUUAAGCACAAAAAAUAAUGAUAUUAUCGUUUUGGAUUAUACCAAUAGAUAUUGGAUUUGUAGGCCAUCUCCUCAUCGUGCGCAAUUUCCAGUUUCCAGUUGCGCACGGUCACUUAGUUUGAAGUUUCAUGUUUUGCCCAUUUUUGUCUUUUGUAGGUCUGAAUCACAACCCCAAAUAAACAGAAAAUCUAAACAAUUCGAUUGCUGAUCAAAAUUACAAUAUCUUGGAGAGCACUAUUCUACUUCUAUCUUUCAGUCAAAAAGUUAUACUUUGGAUUAUAUAACAAAACACAAAUACAAAUAAUGAUUCAAUUCAAUUAAAUUAAAUGUUGUCGACUGAAUAAAUCGCGGCUAUUUCAGAAGAACUUAAUUCUGCGUCGUAGAAACGGAAUUCAUCCAGCAUUCCCUUGCCAUAUUUUCCGUUAUGAUUAUUGGGUGUUCCUAAUUUAAAAUUGUUGUAUGAAGUUGGCGAAGAGGUUUUAGAAUAUGAAGCAGUAUUUGUGGCUUCAAGCACGCCAUUGAUGUAUACAUUCUGCCCGCCAGUCGCCCUCCACGUGACACUGACGUGAUACCACGUGUUGACAGCAAUAUUGUUCAAUUCCGUCGCCCAUUGUUCAUUUGCUGGUGUUGAGUGAUAGAAACCCAAGGUAUUGUCCAGAUUAAAACGCACCGCUACCCCAUGACUAGCUGCGCCGUUAGGUUGCCCUCCCGUCGAUAUAUAGUAAUACGUUGCAGAUAAGGUCGUCGCGUGAUAAAACCAAAAUACCAUUGUGUGUCCACUGGCACAAUUGCCAAGAUCUCCCAGGCAAGUACCACGCUGAUUUCCAAAGUCGAUCCGCUGGCCAGUUCCGCUGAAGGACACGGCGUUUCCUACCUUGCCUGAUACGAAAGCAGGAGAAGACUGGAGAGUUCCAAUGAUUGUACCAACGGUUGACAUGAUUGUUGUUCCACUUACAGAAUCAGCAUCAAAGGUGAUGUGCACAUCUGGAACUACGAUGAAAAGAAAUACUUAAUAGCUUA
Owenia fusiformis is the source of this 2128-nucleotide messenger RNA. The record is from the annotation of a GenBank genome assembly. NCBI's taxonomy places the organism in Eukaryota, Metazoa, Annelida, Polychaeta, Sabellida, Oweniidae.